Molecule: messenger RNA, 1093 nt
Organism: Nematolebias whitei (Rio pearlfish)
Lineage: Eukaryota; Metazoa; Chordata; Actinopteri; Cyprinodontiformes; Rivulidae
Product: immediate early response gene 5-like protein
Exons: 1
Coding region: 134-1012 (292 amino acids)
Source: RefSeq, a predicted model, not a curated record
UUACUGGGAAGAUAUGGAGCGCUAUGGACACAGUCUGCGCGACUCUGGAAGGUAUCUCCAACUAAUGAACUAAAUAUUUCUCCAGCAAGCGAUUUGAGAACCUGAGAAGAGAGAACGGCUGGCCCGGUUGAGGAUGGAGUGUGCAUUUGACGCACAGAAUCUGAUCUCCAUUUCUUUGAGGAAAAUCCAGAGCUCCAGGACGCAGAGAGGAGGCAUCAAGCUCCACAAGAACUUGCUGGUAACGUACGUUCUCCGAAACGCCAGGCAGUUUUACAUGAGCAAAGACUCGUCGCCAACCCAGCGGACGCCUCCUUAUGAGGAUGUUGCGGCGGUGCGCGAGAGACAAGAAUACCUGGAGCUGACUGGGAGCUUCACGGAGUUGGCUGAUGACUUCUACUGCAACUUUACCGGGGCAGAGUCGGGCGCUUGGCACUGCGGAGCGCACCAGACCAACAGCCAGCCCGCAGAGGUGGCGCACCAAGACGCAGCCGCCUGCGCAAUGGUUCCACCGGGUGACUCUGACCUGCUGGUGCCGGAAGCCUGUUGGAGCUGCUCGGACAAAUCAAACUGGGAGCUGACAGUCCCGAACACACAAGCCAACCAGAAGACAGUCCUGGACUUGGACACUCAUGUGGUGACGACUGUCACGAACGGAUACUUCCACUCGGACUGUUGCGCGCAGCCAAAACAGCCGCAGGGCGCGCAGUGCUACUCCAAAAAGCGCAAGAUGGACACAAGUUAUUACAUUGUUGAUCCGGAGUUUUAUCUGCCGGACUUUGGAGCGGUGCCAUGUAAGAGGAUGCGGGGUGAGGAGGACCUCCACGCGGACUCGGAGCAGUUGGGCAGCACGAACAUCUCCAACCUGAUCUCGGUGCUGGGAUCAGGUGGGCUGUCUGAGUUUGUGAGUUGGCAGCAGACGGACCUUGAGCAAAUAUUCGCCACUCAAACAAUUUGCCUAAAACAUACACUGUUAUCAGGCAGUGGCUGGACCAGAGCAAUCGAAGCAUUUUGAUUUUGUAUGAUUGUUUUAUUUUUUAUUGUUGUUGUUGUUGUUGUAACGUUUACUUUGUUGCUUUGAAAUAAACCAUGACAC